GUUGUAAACGGCCCUCCCUCGAAGUUCUUGGGUGAAGGAAGGAAGAGGGAAGGGACGCGGAGUCCGGACACACCACUGGAAUAGGGGCCAGGAUUGAGUUUACGGGUUAAACAUUCACACAUUAUUCAUUCCAGGAGGGCCGGUGUUGAGGGAAAGAUAAGAAACCGAGGGUGCAGCGCGGAAAUUCAAGGUUCCUCCUACUCGAGAACGACAGAAAAUAAAGAAAAUGGCGGAGCCAGACAAAUUAAACAUCGACUCUAUAAUUCAACGUCUCCUGGAAGUCAAGGGCUCGCGGCCAGGAAAAAAUGUCCAGCUGACAGAGGGCGAGAUCCGUGGCCUUUGCCUCAAGUCCCGUGAAAUUUUCCUGAGUCAGCCAAUCCUCCUUGAACUAGAGGCUCCCCUCAAAAUCUGUGGUGAUGUCCAUGGUCAGUACUAUGAUCUGCUCCGACUGUUUGAAUACGGAGGCUUCCCCCCAGAAAGCAACUACCUGUUUCUGGGUGAUUAUGUAGACAGAGGGAAGCAGUCACUGGAGACUAUAUGCCUGCUUCUAGCUUACAAGAUUAAAUACCCUGAGAACUUUUUCCUGCUGCGCGGGAACCAUGAAUGCGCCUCUAUUAAUCGAAUCUACGGCUUCUAUGAUGAGUGUAAACGACGGUAUAACAUUAAGCUGUGGAAGACCUUCACAGAUUGUUUCAACUGUUUACCUGUGGCUGCGAUUGUAGAUGAAAAAAUCUUCUGCUGUCAUGGAGGCCUUUCUCCUGAUCUUCAGUCGAUGGAACAGAUCCGCAGAGUAAUGCGACCCACAGACGUGCCUGACCAAGGUCUGCUGUGUGACCUGCUGUGGGCCGACCCAGACAAAGAUGUGCUGGGCUGGGGGGAAAAUGACCGUGGUGUCUCCUUCACAUUCGGGGCAGAUGUGGUGGCUAAAUUUUUGCACAAACACGACAUGGACCUUAUAUGCAGGGCACAUCAGGUGGUAGAAGACGGUUAUGAGUUUUUUGCAAAGAGGCAGCUCGUCACCUUAUUCUCAGCUCCUAACUACUGUGGCGAGUUUGACAAUGCUGGUGCCAUGAUGAGUGUGGAUGAGACACUCAUGUGCUCUUUCCAGAUCCUGAAGCCAGCCGAUAAGAAAUUGUAUCCUUAUGGUGGAGGGGGAGGAAUGGGAUCUGGGAGGCCGGUUACCCCACCGCGAAAUUCAGCCAAGGCCGCCAAGGCAAAGAAAUAACACCCACUUGGUUCUCCUUCAAUAACCCCCUUUCAGCCUAGUGCACCUUUUAUUCCCCUCUACCUCCCAAACUUGUUUAUUCCUCAUCACAGAAUAGCAACAAAGCAAACAAGUGUCCAGGGUUCAAUUAUGUUUUGAUUUUUUUUCUCUCAAAAACUAUUUUUAACCGUUUGGCUGCUUGCGUGUAGUUUUGUGUGAGAAUGUGUAUAAAAGUGUGAAUGAUCCA
Molecule: messenger RNA, 1451 nt
Organism: Solea senegalensis (Senegalese sole)
Lineage: Eukaryota; Metazoa; Chordata; Actinopteri; Pleuronectiformes; Soleidae
Gene: ppp1caa
Product: protein phosphatase 1, catalytic subunit, alpha isozyme a
Exons: 8
Coding region: 227-1225 (332 amino acids)
Cellular component (GO): cytoplasm; nucleus
Molecular function (GO): protein serine/threonine phosphatase activity
Source: RefSeq, a predicted model, not a curated record